Molecule: messenger RNA, 2586 nt
Organism: Saccharomyces eubayanus
Lineage: Eukaryota; Fungi; Ascomycota; Saccharomycetes; Saccharomycetales; Saccharomycetaceae
Gene: SYF1
Product: mRNA splicing protein SYF1
Exons: 1
Coding region: 1-2586 (861 amino acids)
Biological process (GO): mRNA splicing, via spliceosome; generation of catalytic spliceosome for first transesterification step
Cellular component (GO): Prp19 complex; post-mRNA release spliceosomal complex; U2-type catalytic step 2 spliceosome
Molecular function (GO): protein binding
Source: RefSeq, a predicted model, not a curated record
AUGCCAUACGCUCAUCCACAUGCAGUGAAAGAAUCAAUGAACGGAAUCGAUGAGAACAUAAAGAAUGACGAAGAUGUGGCUUUCGAGUACGAAAUUCAAAAGACACCACAGAGCGUACUUACGUGGAAACGAUACCUCCAGUAUUGGGAAAAUAACGGGAGAACAGAUGAUCAGAUUAGGUGGCUAUAUGAAAGAUUUUGCUCCCAAUUUUCAACUGAUACAAGUAUAUGGGAAGAAUAUAUACGAUGGGAAUCGACUAGAAAAGUAAUCGGAGCCUCACGUAUUUUAUCGCUAUUCCAAAGAUGUUUAAAAGAGUGUGUUCAAGAUUGCGAUAAGAUAUGUCUGUCCUAUUUGGAGUUAGCGAUAGAACAAUGUGAUUUGACGACAAUAAGGGACGCUAUGAAUUUAUCUUUAAUAAGAGUAGAUACCAAGAUGCAUUCAAAAGUUUGGGAACCUGUUUUGCGAUUCAUCACAGAAAAGUUUUUACUUUUAACACAGUUAGAUUCGACGCAAGAGGAAGAUGAAGAAAAUGUUGAUGAAGCUGAAUUAAUAAAUAUACUUUUGACAAAAGGUUUCACAAAAAUAGGCUUUAUCAGUGAAGAAAUAGUGGAAAGUAAAAGUAUAGGUGAUGUUUGGUCGGCCCAAAUUUUAGAAAGAUAUCUAAGAGUGACGCCCCAGCAAAAACAACAUGAAGUCCUGAUGACUCUCGCGAAAACAAGAGAUAAUUCUACCGUCAAUUCAGUGUACAAAAAAUAUUUAAUAAAAGAUAGAGAUAGUGGCAAGUAUUUUCCCAAUCCAAAAUUAACAUUUUCGCUAAAUUUCAACUAUUUGGUCACCCUGGAAAAACUGGGUUUAGAUGAGCAAUACGAGGAAUUCAUGAAUCAGAUGAAAGUUUUAUAUGCUGAAAACUGGGUCUUUUUGACUUUGUCCCUUGCCAGACAUUACACUUCUCGUGGUAGGCUUGACCAAUGUGAAGAUUUGCUGCAAAAAAGUUUACAGGAAACAAUGAAGUAUACUGACUUUGAUCGUGUUUACAGUUUCUACCUCCUUUUUGAGCAACAAUGCUCUCAAAUUAUUUUAGAAGAGUUAAAAGACAAUAGCCCCAAGUCCUUUAAUCGAGAAGAAUGGGUUGCAAAAUUACAACGCCACAUGGCGACAUUUGAAUCUUUAGUAAAUUCACAUGAUAUAUACUUGAAUGAUCUAGCAUUAAGGCAAGACCCUCAUGUGGUUGAGACGUGGAUGAAAAGAGUGGCUUUACAAGAAACACCUGCGGCGAAAUGUAAUGUAUAUGCAGAGGCCGUAUUGAAGAUUGAUCCUCUCAAAGUAAACACGCCCGGUUCUUUUGGUAAACUAUGGCGCCUAUAUGGAGAUCUGUAUUGGGAUAAGAAGGCCACUAGUACAGCAAGGGAGUUAUGGGCACAGGCUCUGAAAGUACCAUUUCCUUUCGUACAAGAUCUGGAAGAAAUUUAUUUAAACUGGGCUGAGAAAGAAUUAGACAACGAAGGAAUUGAGAGAACGAUUUGCAUACUUGAAGAUGCAUUAAAAAUACCGAAAAUUCCCGAUAUCUUAAUUGAAAAGUUUAAUAGCGGACGCAGGAGAGUGCCUGCCCAAACUGUAAUAUUCAACUCGCUGCGCAUCUGGUCCAAAUACAUUGAUUACCUGGAGGCCUAUUGUCCAAAAGGCGCUACUUCAUCCAGCAAACUGUUCAAUAAGACAAAAGCAGCAUAUAACAAUGUUGUUGAUCUGAGGUUGAUUACUCCAGCAAUGGUGGAAAAUUUUGCAAUGUUUUUACAAAGUCAUCAAGAGGUAGUAGAUAGCUUUCAGGUAUAUGAAAAAACGAUCCCCCUGUUCCCACCUGAAAUCCAGUACUACUUAUGGAUUGAGUACUUGGAAGUAGCAACCUCCCCUCAAUUAUCAUCUUUAAGUCCUGAACACAUCAGAUUUUUGUUCGAAGAAGCGCUGAAUAGUUUAUGUUCGCAUGGCAUAGACUGUAAGACGAUUUUUAUUGCGUACAGUACUUUUGAAGAAAGGCAAAGCGGCUUGGUCAGGAAGAGUAUUGAAGUGUUGCAUCGAGGUGCUGUCUCGGAUGCUGUCAGUAUGAAUACGCAUCUUGAAAGUAGACUACAACUGUGGAAAAUGUGUAUCUCGAAGGCCGUAUCUACUAUGGGUCCAUCAGUAGCCAGAGACUUGUAUCAAGAGUGUAUAAAGGUCUUGCCGAACUCUAAGGCAGUUGAGUACGUGAUAAACUUUUCAGACCUUGAGGCCUCUUUGGGAGAAAUUGUACGAGCUAGAGAAAUUCUGGUUUAUGGUGCAGAGCUUCUACCUCCAUCCAGAAAUACAGAAUUAUGGAACCGCUUUGAGAUUUUCGAGUUGAAACACGGCGACAAAGAAACUUACAAAGAUAUGUUAAAGCUGAAAAAGCUACUGGAUUCUGGCAUGGUAAUUGAUUCGGAAAGUGUUAGCCAGGCGAAAGGUAACAUCAACUUCGUAGCAGCUGCAACCACACAUGGACCAAAUUCGCGCGGUACAGUUGAACAAGGUAAUUCACAACCGAUUAACCCAGACGAAAUAGAACUAGAUAUAUGA